GGAACAGAAUAGGACACAUAACACAAACAUAACGUGACUGCACCUGCAACUUCUAUUGACCAUUGUUGUUUGUUCUUGCUAGUGGUCGUGACAAUACCAAUGUCUUCCAGAGGGUUCAUCCUUUAUCUCGUAUCUAGUUUCUCUUUUGCUGUUCUUUCUGCACUGUUCCUCACCAACCAUGUUCAUGAUAGCAACAAAGUAUCUUUGUUAAACUCUGAUGUAUCUGGAACUCAUAAAGUUUGGCCCGAAUUGGAGCCAAGUUGGAAACUUGUGUUGGGAACGGUUAUUGGGUUUCUUGGAUCAGCGUGUGGAACCGUUGGUGGGGUUGGAGGAGGAGGCAUUUUCGUUCCCAUGCUUAAUCUGCUUCUUGGGUUUGAUACCAAAUCUGCUGCUGCUCUUUCUAAAUGUAUGAUAAUGGGGGCUUCAGCAUCAUCCGUUUGGUAUAAUCUAAGAGUGCCCCACCCAACGAAAGAGGUGCCCAUCUUAGACUAUGAUCUGGCACUUCUGUUCCAGCCUAUGCUCAUGCUUGGGAUCACUGUUGGUGUUGCUCUCAGUGUUGUCUUCCCUUACUGGCUUAUCACUGUUCUUAUCAUCAUUCUCUUCGUAGGCACUUCUUCAAGGUCUUUCUUCAAGGGAAUCGAGAUGUGGAGGCAAGAGACUCUUUUCAAGAAAGAAAUGACCAAGAAGCGAGCGAUAUUGGUUAAUUCUUGUGGCGAAGAUAAGACAGUUAGAAUUGACACAAAAUUUGAGCCGUUGAUCCCUAAAGAAGAGAAGUCAGCUCUAGAAAUUCUCUGUUUCAACCUUAGAUGGAAAAGGAUUCUGGUUCUGAUUGUUGUGUGGGUUUCUUUUCUACUAGUUCAAGUCAUCAAGGCAAGUCCCCUCCACCCUCUCUGUCACUCACUUCUCUAUUCAAUUUUGUUGAUGCAAUAUUUGUUGUUUGGUCUACAGAAUGAUGUAAAGAUUUGCAGUACAUGGUAUUGGGUGCUUUUUGGCUUGCAGUUUCCAAUAGCACUUUUGGUGUUUGGCUAUGAAGCAGUUAAGUUAUACAAGGAGAACAAAAAGAUGAUAAGCACUGGGAGCUUAGAAUACAUCUGUGAGGCUUCAAUAGAAUGGACCCCAAUGAACAUUGCAUUUUGUGCACUUUGUGGCAUUGUAGGUGGAGUUGUUGGUGGCCUACUUGGUUCUGGAGGUGGGUUCAUUUUGGGCCCUCUUCUCCUUGAGAUUGGUGUCAUCCCUCAGGUUGCCAGUGCAACAGCAACAUUUGUGAUGAUGUUUUCAUCAUCUUUGUCAGUGGUAGAAUUCUACCUUCUCAAGAGAUUCCCCAUUCCUUAUGCAUUGUAUCUCACCUCAGUGUCAGUUUUGGCUGGCUUCUGGGGACAGUUCUUCGUAAGAAGAAUAAUUGCAUGUCUUGGAAGGGCAUCAAUCAUUGUGUUCAUCCUCUCAGGUGUCAUUUUUGCCAGCGCUCUCACCAUGGGUGUCAUUGGCAUUGAUAAGAGCAUUCAAAUGAUAAACAAUCAUGAGUUCAUGGGAUUCUUAGGCUUUUGUACCAAUCAGUGAUAUAUUUAGUGUGCAUUGGGCAUAGCAAACAAGGGUAAAAUUCAAAUUAAGUGGGAAAAAAAAAAGUUGUAAAUUGAGUGUGGGACAUUCCCCAAUGCUGGUCAAUGCCUAGUUGACCAACAGGAAGAUCAAUGUCAAAUAAUGACAAGAGUAGCUUGUCUUUCUAUCCAGGAAAGUAAGUUGUGGUUGAGUGUUAGCUACUGGCUAACACCUUAUUGUGGGUAGUAUUUAUUUAUUUUUCUUUUCAUUGGUUUGGAUGAUUUCGGUUGCAUUUAAUUUGUGUCAUAAAAAAAAAUAAUGGAAAUGGUAUUGAAUGGUUUUAUACGUUUGGAUGUUCAAAGUAUCAAGAUAC
Molecule: messenger RNA, 1909 nt
Organism: Abrus precatorius (Indian licorice)
Lineage: Eukaryota; Viridiplantae; Streptophyta; Magnoliopsida; Fabales; Fabaceae
Product: sulfite exporter TauE/SafE family protein 4-like
Exons: 11
Coding region: 100-1557 (485 amino acids)
Biological process (GO): protein ubiquitination
Cellular component (GO): membrane; Cul4A-RING E3 ubiquitin ligase complex
Source: RefSeq, a predicted model, not a curated record